AUGUCGCAGCAAAUCCCUGUCAGCGGGGUUAUGGCUAGCAGGGGAGGUCCAUGGGACUCGAACCGCAGCGCAAGCUACUCGAGUAAUGCGUAUCUAUCUGGCAGCUCCGUCGUGCCCUUGACCCCGAACUCGGCGGUGCCGCGGCUGGACUCGUCGGGCUUCCAGGCCGGUAGCGUAUACACUGGACUGCCAUCUCCCGUCCAAUAUGGCACCCCGGGUCUAUCAUACGGGGUGUAUAGCAGCAACAGCAACAACAAUUCCAACAGCUCGCAGGCGAGAGAUCCGCGAGGCCGGUACUCAUCGGCGGAUUCAGUGGAGGAUAUAAUCACAUCCCCGAACCUAUCGGAUUAUUCCCUGGAGACGGCAGGUGGCAACGCUGCCAAGAAGAACAACAGCAACAGCAACAGCAACAGUGCCGGCAGCAGACGUCGAUCCCAGAGACGACCGUCUAAUAGGGACGAGUUUGACGGCCCGCACCAGUUCCUACAGCGUCCGCCGCCCAACGUAAUUGCCAUGCAGGAGAGGGAUCUCCCUCACCUGCCCACCAACCUACACGUCCAAGAGCAGGACCACAUCCUGAGCCGAGUCAACGACCGGCUCUCCCAGUGCGCCUUUGACUUCGUCGCCAAGUACCAGUUCCCCAUCCCCCUCACCCAGGACAUGAGGCCCGUCGAGUGCGCCCGGGACCGCGAGUGGACCGAGUGGGUGUACCUCCUGAAGAGACUGGCCACCAAGCGCCGCAUACCCGCCCACGUCCUGUACAACGGCCAGAUCAAGCAGUUCGUCACCAUCCUCGAGAGCUCCCUCGAGAUGAAGCACGCCUCCAAGCACCAGAGCCGACCCCUCAAGGACGACCGGAACAUCCUCCAGCUCAUCUCGGCCGGUAUCCAGGUGGCCAAGAUCCUCAAGGAUGCCCCCGCCAUGGACUAUCUCGACCAGCUUUAUGUCUCUACCGACAUGCAGAUACGCGACCGUACCCAUUCGCGCUUCCGCGCCUAA
Molecule: messenger RNA, 999 nt
Organism: Geosmithia morbida
Lineage: Eukaryota; Fungi; Ascomycota; Sordariomycetes; Hypocreales; Bionectriaceae
Exons: 2
Coding region: 1-999 (332 amino acids)
Source: RefSeq, a predicted model, not a curated record